GUUUUCUGAAUCUUCGUCGGCUAUCAUUAUGUUCUGUUAUUUUUAGACUAGAUCUUGUACCUUCUAUACCAUUUUCCAUUCGGCAUAGCUUCUAUACAGUGCCUGUGCUUCACACAUAGCCUGACUAGGGCUAGAUCUACAUGCAUUAUCUGGACAUAGUAACAAGAAAAUGGCGAGUGUUGCCUUGAAAAGUGAAACGACACGGCUGGGUUCUGGUUUGGCCAACAAGAACUAUGGACGCUCAUAUGGGGCUACAAUGAAAUCACAACAAGAGACAUUUAUCCAGCAUGAAAUACAGCCAGGAGAAACGCUUCAGGGAAUUUCUAUCAAAUAUGCAGUGCCGGUUGAACAAAUUAAAAGAGCCAACAAGCUUUUUAACAAUGACAUCUUUAUGAGGAAGUACCUGAGUAUACCGGUAGGAGACCAACCCUUACCGGCCAACGUACUGGAGAGCGCCACGGCCACAGCCAAUGGUAGUCCAGCCAGGAGAGGACCUUCGACGGCUAAGAGGAGAGAAGGUAGCUCUGAGGAUGAUGAGGAGAAUGGAGGCAAAGUGGAGGAGGACGACAGAGACGUUACCAUGGACUUCUUUAACCGCAUCGACAGACAAGUGAGGGAGAAGAAGCGCAACCUCACAAAGAUAGAGAAAAACAGCAGUAUUGGUGAGAUAGAAGCUAUGACACCCAAUAUUCAGUCUGCCCCCUCACCAUCCCAGAGCUACAGCAGGAUAGCCGAGGGGGGCAAGGCUGCCGGAGAGAGCUACCAACUCAGCUCUGUUACUGUGGCAACGGAAGGCAAUUCCAACCUGGUGGAGACCACACCCCCCGUGGAGGUGGGAGGAUCCAACUCACCCUUGCUAGGAGGUAGGGGAAAGCGUAAAAUGAAGAGUGCGGAUAGGAGUUGGCCUGUCUGAAAUGCACCUGUGCCUGUCAUUGAAUGUCCACCAACCAAUGUGCUUUGUACUUUCUUGUGUGCUCUUCCUGUCCAUUCACAGUAAUACAUAUCCAAACUUCCGUCUCAGUUAGGGGCAUUGAUCCUUAGGAGUGGGGAAGGGGAGGGGGGGGGGGCGGCAUCUUUGGAAGUCUUCCUCCACCUCGCAACCAUUGCAGGAUUUACAGUACUCCUGCGUACAGUGUACAUGAAUUAUAUGCAGUGUACUAUUCUGAUUAGCAUGUCCCCCUCCCCUAAUCUGAGAAUGGAUCAAUGCCCCUAAUCUCAGCAUCUCUUUAGCUUUAUUCUAAUUGUCUCAAAUGUACUUUACUAUCAAUUUCUGCUUUCAAUUAUUGACCCAAAGCUGGAAUAUAUAUAUAUAUAUAUAUACAACUUGGAUGUAUAUUUGAAGGAAAAGCUUUAGGAGAACAAGCCAAGCAUUGCUGACCCCAAAAAGCCUUUUGCAGUAUGUUUGUGAUAUUGUAAAUCUUGUUUUAAUGCAAUCAAAUAUAUGUCUGCCAGUGGUAAAUGUCCAUUUCUCUUUUGUAGUUGUAGUGUGUUUUGAAUGAAAUUUAACCAAACACAAAAUGUUGCACAAAAAGAAUAAGAAUUGUCACAGCGUACAAGUUCUCCAUACGGCAUUCACAUACAUGUAUCACCUUACUGUUACACGUGUACAUGUCCAAAAGUACAACACACCUAUCCAAAUUCCAGACACUAAGGAUAAUUUAUGAACAAUAAACCCACAGAUUGCCUCUUGCUCGCUUGAAAAUUUAGUGUGCACUGAAUGUGAUGUAUAUUCCAGCAUCUUGGCUAACUUUCAAUGCAUAGUAAUGUUUUUUUUUUAGUGUUGCCUUGUUUGUCAUCAGUAUACCAAUUGAUUUGUAUUUGUGUAAAUAUUGGCUGUUGAUUGAGUGCGUACAUGUACACCUGUAGUAACUCGUGUUCGAGGUUUAGAAGAAUAAGGUCACUGCAGAUAAUAUACAUGUACAUGUAUAGUGUACCAUCAUGAAAAACAGGAAGGCGGUGCAAAUUUACUUCAUAUAUGCGAGUAUAAGUGAGAGCAUUUACAUGACAUACACUGUACAUGUACAUGUCAUAUUUGUUGAUCACAUCAUUGUCAUCAUGACGACAAAAUACAUAAUAUACCAUGUUACAAUAUAUUCCAAUCUGAAAUCAUAUUUCACUUACAUGCAAUGUGCAUCAUGUACAUGUAGCUCUCUUUUUGUUGAUAUCCCAUAAAAUUGCUUGCAAAGAAAAAAAAAAAAAAAAA
This is a messenger RNA of Strongylocentrotus purpuratus (purple sea urchin), 2203 nucleotides long. Its product is annotated as lysM and putative peptidoglycan-binding domain-containing protein 1. NCBI's taxonomy places the organism in Eukaryota, Metazoa, Echinodermata, Echinoidea, Camarodonta, Strongylocentrotidae. The record is from RefSeq and is a predicted model, not a curated record. The transcript has 3 exons. The coding region runs from base 170 to 913 and encodes 247 amino acids.